This is a messenger RNA of Quercus lobata, 1191 nucleotides long. RefSeq names its product TMV resistance protein N-like. The record is from RefSeq and is a predicted model, not a curated record. Gene Ontology annotation, biological process: defense response. The transcript is spliced from 3 exons. Lineage: Eukaryota; Viridiplantae; Streptophyta; Magnoliopsida; Fagales; Fagaceae. Bases 1 to 1191 code for a protein of 396 amino acids. Gene Ontology annotation, molecular function: ADP binding.
AUGGGGGGGCUGGGAAAGACAACUCUUGCUAGAGUGAUUUAUGAGAAGUUCUCCAACGAUUUUGAAGGUUCUAGCUUUAUCGCUAAUGUUAGGGAAGUUUCAGAAAAACAGAGUUUGCUUCCAUUACAAAAACAACUUCUUGCACAAACUUUGGGGGAAAGAAAUAUAGAUAUAUGGGAUGUUUAUGAUGGAGUUGACAUGAUCAAGAAGAGGCUACAUUGGAAAAGGGUUCUAGUUGUUCUAGAUGAUGUUAAUCAAUUGGACCAAUUAGAAAAAUUGGUUGGAGAAUAUGGCUGGUUUGGAGAAGGGAGUUGGAUCAUAAUAACAACCAGAGAUGAUCAUUUGUUGCUUCAACAUGAAGUUCAUAAAAUAUAUAAGCCUAAUACAUUAAAUGUCCAUGAUGCUCUAAAGCUUUUUUGUUUGAAAGCCUUCAAAAAUGAGCAACCAGGAGAAGGUUAUGUACAACUCUCUGAAAAAGUGAUAUCUUAUGCUAAAGGACUUAUGUUGGCUCUUGCAACAGAAGCAAUUCAAGCCAUAGGUUUGGCCUCUUUUGAUGUGGAUCCGGAAGAGGCUCAAAGCUUUGAAGAAUAUUCUGAAGCCUUUUCAAAGAUGUUUAAUCUUAGAUUGCUUAUGAUUGAUGAUUUGCAUAUCCCAAAUGGUCUCAAUCAUGUUUCUAAUUCCCUAAGACAUCUUAUAUGGAAUGGUUAUUUCUCGAAAUGUUUGCCGUCCAGUUUCCAACCGAAAGAGCUUGUUAAACUUGAAUUGCAUUCUAGCAACAUUGAAUAUCUUUGGAAGGGAGUUAAGUAUUUAGACAAGUUAAAGUCCAUUGAUCUUAGUGAUUCCAAAUUCCUUAUUGGAACACCUGACUUCUCUGGGCUUCCAAGACUUGAGAGACUAUAUCUUAUUGGCUGCCAUGAUUUAGUUGAGAUACACCCAUCUAUUGGACAACUCAGGAGGCUUGUUGUUUUAGAUCUAGAAUCCUGCCUAUCUCUUACGAAUCUUCCUAGCAUGUCCACUGAAAUGGAGUCCCUUACAAAUCUUAAUCUUUGUGACUGCAUAAAUAUCACAAAUAUUCCAGAGUUUAAGGGAAUUAUGAAAAGCCUAUCAGAACUUUCCUUGAAUAAGACUGCUGUUGGGGAACUACCCUCCUCAAUUGAGUGUUUGACUGCGCUUACUUCUUUAAAUCUAUGA